Nerophis lumbriciformis (worm pipefish) is the source of this 2718-nucleotide messenger RNA. The record is from RefSeq and is a predicted model, not a curated record. NCBI's taxonomy places the organism in Eukaryota, Metazoa, Chordata, Actinopteri, Syngnathiformes, Syngnathidae.
AUGAGGAUUUCUUCCCGACGCUGGGUUUUGUUGAUAUUUUGGGGCUUGUGGAGACUGUCCUUGGCUGCUUUCCCCAGCAGUGUCCAGAUCGGCGGCCUGUUUAUCCGAAACACGGAUCAGGAGUAUACUGCCUUUCGUUUGGCCAUCUUUCUGCACAACACCAGCCCCAAUGCCUCGGAAGCGCCCUUCAACCUGGUGCCUCAUGUGGACAACAUCGAGACGGCCAACAGCUUCGCCGUCACCAAUGCCUUUUGCUCCCAGUACUCCCGAGGUGUCUUUGCCAUCUUCGGCCUCUACGACAAGCGCUCGGUGCACACGUUGACAUCCUUCUGCAGCGCCCUGCACAUCUCCCUCAUCACACCCAGUUUUCCCACCGAGGGCGAAAGCCAGUUCACCCUACAACUACGGCCGUCCAUCCGUGGGGCCAUCUUGUCCCUGCUGGACCAUUACGAUUGGAACAAGUUCGUCUUUCUCUACGACACCGAUCGGGGAUAUGCCAUCCUGCAGGCCAUCAUGGAGAGGGCGGGGCAGAACAACUGGCAAGUGAGCGCCAUCUGCGUAGAGAAUUUCAACGAUGCCAAUUACCGACGGCUCCUGGAAGACCUGGACCGGAGGCAGGAAAAGAAGUUUGUCAUCGACCUCGAGGCCGAGAGGCUGCAGAACAUGCUGGAACAGAUCGUCAGCGUGGGAAAACACGUCAAAGGUUACCACUACAUUAUGGCCAACCUGGGUUUCAAGGACAUCAAUCUAGAGCGCUUCAUGCAUGGCGGCGCCAAUGUGACAGGCUUCCAGCUGGUGGACUUCAGCAAUCCUUUGGUCAUCAAACUGAUGCAGCGCUGGAACAAGCUGGAUCAGAGAGAGUACCCGGGCUCUGACACGCCACCCAAGUACACUUCGGCGUUAACAUACGACGGAGUGAUGGUGAUGGCCGAGGCUUUCAGGAACCUACGCCGGCAAAAAGUGGACAUUUCCAGACGAGGGAAUGCCGGCGACUGCCUGGCCAACCCGGCCGCCCCCUGGAACCAAGGCAUCGACAUGGAGCGUAAUCUCAAACAGGUGCGGCUGCAGGGAUUAACAGGUAAUGUCCAGUUUGACCACUAUGGCCGCAGGGUCAACUACACAAUGGACGUGUUUGAGCUGAAGAAUAAUGGACCUAGACGGAUCGGGUACUGGAACGAUGCUGACAAACUGGUGCUGAUCCAAGACUCUCCGCUCCUUCCCAAUGACACGACCGGCAUGGAAAACCGCACUGUGGUGGUCACCACCAUCAUGGAGGGUCCUUACGUGAUGCUCAAGAAGAACUGGGAGAUGUACGAAGGCAACGACCAGUACGAAGGCUACUGUGUGGACCUGGCGUCCGAGAUCGCCAAACACAUCGGCAUCAAGUACAAGAUAUCCAUCGUGCCCGACGGAAAGUACGGCGCCCGGGACCCGGAGACGAAGAUCUGGAACGGCAUGGUCGGGGAGCUGGUGUACGGGAAAGCGGAAAUCGCUGUGGCCCCUUUGACAAUCACGUUGGUCCGGGAGGAGGUGAUUGACUUUUCCAAGCCCUUUAUGUCACUGGGCAUUUCCAUAAUGAUCAAAAAGCCCCAAAAAUCCAAACCGGGGGUGUUCUCCUUCCUGGACCCGUUGGCCUACGAGAUCUGGAUGUGCAUCGUGUUCGCCUACAUCGGCGUGAGCGUGGUGCUCUUCCUGGUCAGCCGCUUCAGCCCGUACGAGUGGCACACCGAGGAGCCCGAAGAGGGCACCGACGGUCCGCCAAGUGACCAGCCCCCCAAUGAGUUUGGCAUCUUCAACUCCCUCUGGUUCUCCCUGGGCGCCUUCAUGCAGCAGGGCUGUGACAUCUCGCCCAGGUCGUUAUCCGGUCGUAUUGUGGGCGGGGUGUGGUGGUUCUUCACACUUAUCAUCAUCUCGUCCUACACGGCCAACCUGGCCGCCUUCCUCACGGUGGAGAGGAUGGUUUCACCCAUCGAGAGCGCAGAGGACCUGGCUAAGCAGACGGACAUCGCCUAUGGCACUUUGGACUCCGGGUCCACCAAGGAGUUUUUCAGGCGCUCCAAGAUUGCCGUCUACGAGAAAAUGUGGGGCUACAUGAGGUCGGCCGAGCCCACCGUAUUCACCAAGACCACAGCGGAGGGCGUGGCACGCGUGCGCAAGUCCAAGGGGAAGUAUGCCUUCCUGCUGGAGUCCACCAUGAACGAGUACACGGAGCAGCGCAAGCCCUGUGACACCAUGAAAGUGGGCGGGAACCUGGACUCAAAAGGCUACGGUGUAGCCACACCCAAGGGUUCACAGUUAAGAAGCGCUGUUAACCUGGCCGUGUUAAAGCUCAAUGAGCAGGGCCUCUUGGACAAAUUGAAAAACAAGUGGUGGUACGACAAAGGAGAGUGUGGCAGCGGCGGCGGUGGCGAGAAGGACAAGUCAUCGCAGGCCCUCAGCCUAAGCAACGUGGCAGGGGUCUUCUACAUCCUGGUUGGGGGCCUAGGCCUAGCAAUGCUGGUGGCCCUCAUCGAGUUCUGCUACAAGUCCCGCAACGAGGCCAAGAGAAUGAAGCUCACGUUUACUGAAGCCAUGAGGAACAAGGCCCGCCUGUCCAUCACGGGAAGCGUGGGCGAGAACGGCCGCGUGUUGACGCCCGACUGCCCCAAGGCCGUCCACGCCGGGCCGCCCCUCCGCCAGAGCUCGGGCCUGGCCCUGGUCUCCUCGGAGCUCCCGUGA